AUGCUUCGAAUCACAUCAACCCUCUCAUUCGUUGGGACACUAUCUCUCUUCUCUUUAGUAUCUGCCCAAAGUUACUCUGAAACCUACCUCGGAUGUUUUUCCGUUGCUACCGGAUGGGCAGUCGCCGAAUCAAGUCCCACCGCCACCAGUAUCGCGGAUUGUAAUGCUGCUUGUGCGGGUUUAGGUUACCCCUAUGCCUAUUACUCUCAUCCUUCGGCGUAUUAUUGCUCAUGCACUACUCAGAGUCCCGCUGCUGGAGGUCUUCGUCAGGCGCAAAGUGGAUACACCGAUUGCGGAAAUAGUCAAACUACUGUAUACGCCCUUUCUACAGAUUACGACUUUGUCAAGUGCUAUAGUAAUCCAUCAUCUGACGAUACGAGCUCUCAAUCAAGUAUCGAAGCAUGUUUCACUCAUUGUAGCGCUUAUAACAACGCUUUGAUCGAAUAUGGAGGAAAUCAUUUCGACUGUAUCUGUUUGAACGAGUCGCUAGAUCUUGAAGGUGAAGCUCAACAGUGUGGACAAUCUGGAUUGUAUUUCGCCUACAACCAUACACCCGCUUCUUCGGCUAGUACCGUUGAGAGGAGACGACGAAGGUUGGAGAGAAUGAAGAGGGAUGAACAAUUGAGAUUGAACAGGUUCUGUCCGGCUGGACUUGAAGCUUGUAUCGUACCGGGAUCAGAAGAUUCCUUCGAGUGUAUCGAUACUUCCUCGGAAUUGGAAUCAUGCGGUGGAUGUUUGUACGGGUCUUACUCUAACUCUACCUCGUCAAUUGGUAUUGACUGCUCUACCUUGCCCGGUGCUGCGCUCGGCGGUUCCACCUGCUUUGAUGGGCGAUGUCAGAUCUCAGCAUGUGAAGAAGGUCUCAAACUCGUGGAUGGAAGAUGUCAAUAG
Molecule: messenger RNA, 891 nt
Organism: Kwoniella botswanensis
Lineage: Eukaryota; Fungi; Basidiomycota; Tremellomycetes; Tremellales; Cryptococcaceae
Exons: 5
Coding region: 1-891 (296 amino acids)
Source: RefSeq, a predicted model, not a curated record